AUGCACCAGACACUGCCAGGGCCUGAGGAUUUACAGAUGACAGUUCCUGCCUUUGAGAGCUUACCGUGGAAGGAUGGAGGGAAGAUUGGAAACCUGGAAAAUUACUACCAUUUUUAUCAUAGCAAAACCUUUAAAAGAUCAACUUUGAGCAGCAGAGGCCCUCAUACCUUCCUCAGGAUGGACCCCCAGGUGAAAUGGCUCCAACAACAAGAAGUUAAACGCAGGGUGAAGAGGCAGGUGCGAGGUGACCCUCAGGCCCUCUAUUUCAACGACCCCAUUUGGUCCAACAUGUGGUACAUGCACUGUGGCGACAAGAACAGCCGCUGCCGGUCAGAAAUGAACGUCCAGGCAGCGUGGAAGAAGGGCUACACGGGCAAAAAUGUGGUGGUCACCAUCCUUGAUGAUGGCAUAGAGAGGAAUCACCCCGACCUGGCCCCGAAUUAUGAUUCCUACGCCAGCUAUGAUGUCAACGGAAAUGAUUAUGACCCAUCCCCACGAUAUGAUGCCAGCAAUGAAAAUAAACACGGCACCCGGUGCGCAGGAGAGGUCGCUGCUUCAGCCAACAACUCAUACUGCAUCGUGGGCAUAGCAUACAAUGCGAAAAUAGGAGGCAUCCGCAUGCUGGACGGCGACGUGACGGAUGUGGUUGAGGCCAAGUCUCUGGGCAUCAGACCCAACUACAUAGACAUUUACAGCGCGAGCUGGGGGCCGGACGACGACGGGAAGACCGUGGACGGGCCUGGCCGCCUGGCUAAACAAGCCUUCGAGUAUGGCAUUAAAAAGGGUCGGCAGGGCCUGGGCUCCAUUUUCGUCUGGGCAUCUGGGAAUGGCGGGAGAGAGGGGGACCACUGUUCCUGUGAUGGCUACACCAACAGCAUCUACACCAUCUCCGUGAGCAGCACUACCGAGAACGGCUACAAGCCGUGGUACCUGGAAGAGUGUGCGUCCACCCUGGCCACCACCUACAGCAGCGGGGCAUUCUACGAGCGGAAAAUUGUCACCACGGAUCUGCGCCAGCGCUGUACCGACGGCCACACUGGGACCUCGGUUUCAGCCCCCAUGGUGGCGGGCAUCAUCGCCUUGGCUUUAGAAGCAAACAGCCAGUUAACCUGGAGGGACGUCCAGCACCUGCUGGUGAAGACAUCCAGGCCGGCGCACCUGAAAGCAAAUGAUUGGAAAGUCAACGGUGCUGGUCAUAAAGUUAGCCAUCUCUAUGGAUUUGGCUUGGUGGACGCGGAAGCCCUCGUCACGGAGGCGAAGAAGUGGACGGCGGUGCCCUCCCAGCACAUGUGUGUCGCCACCACAGACAAGAGGCCCAGGAGCAUCCCUGUGGUGCAGACGCUUCGGACCACCGCCCUGACCACUGCCUGUGCGGACCACUCAGACCAGCGUGUGGGUUACCUGGAGCAUGUGGUGGCUCGCAUCUCUAUUUCCCACCCACGCAGGGGAGACCUCCAGAUCCACCUCAUUUCUCCCUCAGGAACCAAGUCUCAACUCUUGGCAAAGAGAUUGCUGGAUCAUUCCAAUGAAGGGUUUACAAACUGGGAAUUCAUGACCGUGCACUGCUGGGGAGAAAAGGCCGAGGGGGAAUGGACCUUGGAAAUCCAAGACAUGCCGUCCCAGGUCCGCAACCCCGAGAAGCAAGGGAAAUUGAAAGAAUGGAGCCUCAUCUUGUACGGCACAGCGGAGCACCCAUACAACACUUUCAUUUCCCAUCAGUCUCGCUCUCGGAUGCUGGAGCUUUCGACCCCGGAGCUGGAGCCACCCAAGGCCGCUCUGUCACCGCCCCAGGCCGAGGUUCCUGAGGACGAAGAAGACUACACAGCUCCUUCCACCCACGGCUCUCCUAAUAUCUUACAGACCAGUGUGUGCCAUCCGGAGUGUGGUGACAAAGGCUGUGAUGGCCCCAAUGCAGACCAGUGCUUGAACUGUGUCCACUUCAGCCUGGGGAGUGCCAAGACCAGCAGGAAAUGCGUGAACACGUGCCCUCCAGGCUACUUUGGGGACACAGCAGCGAGACGCUGUCGCCGGUGCUACAAGGGGUGUGAGACCUGCUCGGGCAGGAGCCCAACCCAGUGCCUGUCCUGCCGCCGUGGGUUCUAUCACCAUCAGGAGAUGAACACCUGUGUGACAUUCUGUCCUGCCGGAUUUUAUGCCGAUGAAAGUCAGAAAAAUUGCCUUAAAUGCCACCCAAGCUGUAGGAAGUGUGUUGAUGAACCAGAGAAAUGUACUGUCUGUAAAGAAGGAUUCAGUCCAGACACCCAGAGUCUUGGCACAGAGGCUUGUGACCCCUUGGGGUUGCCCAACAGCUGGCCCAGCAGAGAAGAAUGUAUUCACUGUGCAGCAAACUUCCACUUCCAAGACUGGAAAUGUGUGCCAGCCUGUGGUGAAGGUUUCUACCCAGAGGAGAUGCCAGGCUUGCCCCACAAAGUGUGCCGAAGGUGUGACGAGAGCUGCCUGAGCUGUGAAGGCUCCAGCAGGAACUGUAGCAGGUGUAAGACAGGCUUCACGCUGCUGGGGACCACGUGCAUCACCAACCAUACGUGCAGCAACGCUGACGAGAUGUUCUGCGAGAUGGUGAAGUCCAACCGGCUCUGUGAACGGAAGCUGUUCAUUCAGUUCUGCUGCCGCACGUGCCUCCUGGCUGGGUAG
Messenger RNA from Puma concolor (puma), 2652 nucleotides. The record is from RefSeq and is a predicted model, not a curated record. Lineage: Eukaryota; Metazoa; Chordata; Mammalia; Carnivora; Felidae.